Messenger RNA from Scleropages formosus (Asian bonytongue), 3005 nucleotides. It is a transcript of the gene sytl4, whose product is annotated as synaptotagmin-like 4. Gene Ontology annotation, molecular function: neurexin family protein binding; small GTPase binding. Gene Ontology annotation, biological process: intracellular protein transport; exocytosis. Bases 160 to 2268 code for a protein of 702 amino acids. The transcript has 17 exons. Gene Ontology annotation, cellular component: exocytic vesicle; plasma membrane. NCBI's taxonomy places the organism in Eukaryota, Metazoa, Chordata, Actinopteri, Osteoglossiformes, Osteoglossidae. The record is from RefSeq and is a predicted model, not a curated record.
AUAAAGGGAUCGUUCGCAGUGCCGCAGCCACGAGCGCGAGAGAGAGACGCGCUGCGGCCGCGGGAACGAGCGCAAGGAGGAGCGGGACGCGCUGCACGCCGCACCCAGCGGAGUCUGACUCGCACAACUGUGGUUCCGCCAAGGGGUCGGUGAGCAAGGAUGCUUCAGGCACCAGAGGUCAACGUGGCCUUCCUGACGGAGUCAGAGCGCGAGCUGAUCCUGGAAGUGCUCCGACGCGAUGAGGAGCUGCGACGAGCCGAAGAGGCGCGUGUGAGGAAGCUGAAGGCAGAGCUGCUGGACAUCCGGCGGAAGGGCGCCAAGCGCAGCAGCGGUAACUACAGUGAGCGCAGUUGUGGCCGGUGCCAGGCCCCGCUCGGUCGGCUGCUUUCUAAUGCCAGCCAGUGCCAGGCCUGCAACCACCACGUGUGCCGGAACUGUCGCUCCGUCCGACCCAACGGCUCGUGGCUGUGCAGCGUGUGUUCCAAAGAGGCGGACCUUAAGAAAUGCACAGGGGACUGGUUCUAUGACCAGCGUGUCAACCGCUACUUGAACGCCCCUGGCCAUGACAUUGUGAGGUCUUCCCUGAGGAAGAGGUCUCCAGUGAAGAAGCGGGACACGGUGGGGGCAAUGCUCCUUCAGAGCACAGAUCUAAACCCCUCCAACCGGCCCACCGCCCCCCUGCCCCGACCCCGACUCAAGGACCAGGUGACUCUUGAGAAGCGCUCUGAGCCAGAAACCCUGAAUCCCCCCGAGGGGCCGGUGAAGGAGCAGGAGCAGCAACAGCAGCGUAGUGACACCGAGUCGGCAGAGAAGGGCAGCGUGAGCAGCGGGCAAACCGGGACAGAGUCGUCACACGGAACACCCGUCUUGCCCAGGAAUGUCGCGGUGACCACAGAGGGAGGGAUGACUGAGAGUUCCAGUCCUGCGGGAUCCUGGAUGUCGAUCCCUGCCGAAGAAGUGGAACCCAACAGCAUUACUUCAGAACCUGAGACGGUGGUAAACACUCCACCAAGUGUGGUCAUCUCCGAAGAAGAUAAGCUGUUCAAGAGGAGCACCAGGAGAGCGCAGAAGCUUGUGGAGAACAGCUCCUCGGUAGUGGACCUGCGUGGUGAUGGGGCAGAAGUCCCAGAAGUGUCCAUGGGGGACCGGAGCAAGUCGGUACCGGGGCUGAACGUGCAGUUGCAGGAAGAAGAGGAAGACGAGGACAUUGAUAAUCUGGUGGAAAUCCACAGGAUGACAGCAGGCGGAAGCAUAUACAGCCUUCGCAGCAAGAGCACUCUGGGCAGCAUGAUGAGCGUGUACAGUGAAGCCGGGGACUACGACAUUGUGGAUGUGAAAGGGGACAUUGUAUUCUCCCUCGGCUACGACGAUCGCACCCAGACCCUCUCCGUUUUCAUCAAAGAGUGCCACGACUUGGCCUAUGGAAACACAGCCAAGCGUCGCACCAACCCGUAUGUCAAGUGCUACCUGCUCCCAGACAAGUCCCGUCAGAGUAAGAGGAAGACCGCCAUCAAGAGCAACACUAUCAGCCCCACCUACAACGAGACCCUCAAGUACUCCAUCAGCCGUACCCUGCUGCUCACGCGCUCCCUGCAGCUGUCCGUCUGGCAUCACGACCGCUUUGGUCGCAACGCCUUCCUGGGCGAAGUGGAGCUCCCGUUGGACAGCACCAGUCUCGUGUCCACCCACGACGAGUGUGUGCCGCUCCGGGGAAAGGCGACGUCUCCCUCGCAGUCGUCCGCCUUUGCCCAGUACAAGGGGGAGCUGGUGAUUUCCCUGAAGUAUGUUGAUGCGAGCGAGACGCCUGUAGAGGCCACCAAAGGUAAGGAGAAGAAGAAGAAGAGUAAAGGGGCAGGUGGGGAGCUGCAUGUCUUGAUCAAGGAGGCCAAAAACCUGACUGCCAUGAAAGCAGGAGGUACCUCUGACUCUUUCGUAAAAGGGUAUCUGCUGCCAUCAAAGAACAAGAGCACCAAGAGGAAGACCCCAGUGAUGAAGAAAACUCUGAAUCCACACUAUGACCACACGUUCAUAUACCAGGACCUGACCCUGGAGCAGCUGAGCGGUAUGUGCCUGGAGCUGACCGUGUGGGACCGCGAAGCCUUGUCCAGCAAUGACUUCCUGGGGGGAGUCCGUCUGAGCUCAGGGCCAGGUGUGUUGGCAGAUUCCACUGAGGAUGAGGUUUGUCUGUGGAAGAAGAUGAUGCAGUAUCCAGGUUCAUGGGCAGAGGGGACUCUUCUACUGCGAUCCUCCAUGGGCAAGAACAAAUGAGGGGGCCCUCAAUCCCUCCCCGGGUGCCACCUUGGGGAGAGCUGGCAAGAGCUUAUCAUAUUUAAUUAAUCUAUAAUACAUUCCUUCACCCAGCUUCUGCGUGCUAUGGGGGUUUUCAGGAACUUCUACUGGUGGGUUAUUGUUGCCUCUGACACUGGCCUUGUAUUUCAUGAGCACCCUGACACACACCCUCACUGGGAAUUAUGUGGGUUCUUAAAACAUUAGAGAAAUAUUCUUUUAAGCUUGGGAAGCCUCCUUUUCUAUGGAUGAAGAAUUGUUGGAUCAAGGGCUUUUUGAAAUGCAUUGUGGAAUACAAUUAUAAACAGCUUUAGCCAAAGAAUUUUGAUGACUUUUUUUAAAAAUAAAGUGUAUGCAUUCUAUGUAUUUAGAUUUAUGCGAACGUUUAAUGCCGCCUUUUUACGUGUGAGCUUUGGAAGGUGGUUCGCCCGUAGACCUGGUGGUCGCACCUCAUUGAAUGAGCGCAAUCUGCGGCUUGGAUCAAAUAGUGUAAAACGAUCCUCAUAUACACAGUCUGGGCAUCACUAAGAACUUGGGGGGCUUCAGUCAGAUGUGUCGCAACAGAGUGCCUCGAAAUAUGUACAUUUGCAUCCAUUUGUUGUAAAAAGCACUUUAGACUGUUACCUACAAAUGUAUGUCACCUUUUCAGUGUUGAGUCACUGCGAUUGUCUUUUUUGAAUUUAAUAAACACAAAUCAAAAUUAUAUGUAAGUUAUAAAG